Aspergillus caelatus is the source of this 1674-nucleotide messenger RNA. RefSeq names its product Aldehyde/histidinol dehydrogenase. The record is from RefSeq and is a predicted model, not a curated record. Lineage: Eukaryota; Fungi; Ascomycota; Eurotiomycetes; Eurotiales; Aspergillaceae. The transcript has 2 exons. Bases 1 to 1674 code for a protein of 557 amino acids. Gene Ontology annotation, molecular function: L-glutamate gamma-semialdehyde dehydrogenase (NAD+) activity. Gene Ontology annotation, cellular component: mitochondrial matrix.
AUGCCAGCGGUACAGUAUUCAGAGCCAGCGAACGCUGGUGGGCUGUCUUACGAGCCUGGCUCAGAGGAGAGGAAGCUCUUGAAAGCUGCCCUUGCGGAGAUGGAAAGCACGGUCACCGAGAUCCCGAGCAUUAUCAACGGUGAACGCAUCCUCACUGGCCAUAAGAGCAAACAAGUCAACCCCUGGGACCGAUAUGGCGCCCCCUUGGCAGAGUAUCAUCAAGUGGAUUCGGAGACCAUCAAGGCGAAGGCCAUUAUAGGCGCCCUAGAGGCGAGGAAGAAUUGGGCCAACAUGUCAUUCAAGGACCGUUCUGCCAUCUACAAGAAGGCUGCAAAACUUGUCGAGUCGCCCAAAUACCGGUGGAAGCUGAUGGCGGCAUCCAUGAUCGGCCAAGGAAAGACGUGUGGGCAGGCAGAGGGCGACUGUAUCGCGGAAGUCAUUGAUACUCUGAAUUUCCAUGUCUAUUUUUGCGCCCAGCUUUAUGACCAGCAACCCCCCAAGCAAUUCGACUCGUCAACGAGCCGGCUUGACUACCGACCUCUCGAAGGCUUUGUGCUUGCUAUUUCGCCUUUCAACUUUACCGCGUUGGGAGCACACAUUGCUUUCACGCCGGCUCUGUUAGGAAAUGUCAUCCUUUGGAAGCCCUCGCCCAUGGCCGUCUUGUCGAACUACAUACUGUACCAAAUUAUGGAGGAAGCGGGUAUGCCAAAGGGCGUUAUCCAAUUUUUACCCAUGGAGGAUCCGACUAAAGUAGUUGAGCCAGCCGUCGCCAGCCCUCAUUUCGCCGGUCUGCAUUAUACCGGGUCUUCAGCUGUCUUGCGAGCACUCUGUACUCAGAUCGGUACAAAUACAAACAUAUACAAGAAUUUUCCACGGGUUGUUGGGGAAAGUGGCGGCAAGAACUUCCAUCUCAUCCACAACUCCUGUAAGGAUGACGUCGACUGGUUGGCGUCCGCUGCAGUUCGUUCGUCGUAUGAGUUCCAAGGUCAAAAGUGCAGUGCUCUGUCCCGUCUGGUUGUCCCGAAAACUAUGUGGGAGCAAGGUGAUCUGAAAAAGGCGCUGGUGCGAGAAGCAUCUAAGAUGACACACGGCGAUGGUGUCAAACAGCUUCAUCACCCUCUAGGCCCUAUGAUCUCAGAGGCAGCUUUUCAGCGGUUUGAACAAUUUGUCCAGCGCGCCCAGGAAGACGGUCAUGAACUAAUCUACGGCGGCAACACAGACGGCAGCAAGGGAUUCUUUGUUCAGCCUGCCAUUUUUGAAAUGAAGUCGACUGUCAAGGGUCUAGAGUCAGAUCUAAUGACCAAAGAGCUCUUUGGACCCCUCUUCGCCGUUCAGACGUACGAUGAUGCAUCGCCCACUGGCUUUGAGGACGUAUGCGAGCUGAUUGAUAGCACCUCGGAGUAUGCUUUGGCAGGUUCUGUCUUCGCCCGCGAUAGGAGGGCUGUCAAAAUUGCUGAUGAGAAGCUUCGUGAUUCGGUUGGGAUGUUUUGCAUCAAUGACAAGAGUACCGGCGCCAUCAUCGGCGCGCAUCCCUUUGGUGGAGCCAGGUCCAGCGGCACAAACGAUAAGGCAAACUCGAUGAAUGUUCUGCUCAGAUUCUCAAGUAUUCGUUGCGUCAAAGACUCCUAUAUCAGCAGUAGCAGCACCCUGAGUGCCUGCCAUGUUCCAGAGUAG